AUGAUGAGCCACUUGUCGUACCAAUACUCACUAGCUGGCGAUGUGAACAUUCCCGUCCCAGGAUGGGGUAACUGGGAUAUGGAUGGAAACCUAUACGCUGGCCACAUCAAUAUCGACAUUAAGACGGGCUAUCAGACGGCUCCCAAAAAUCCGUUAAACAUCAAGCCAGAGACGUUAGCGCUUUUAGCGCAAAAUCCCGAGUUCAGACAGGCAAGAAAAAAUGCUAAAGAAGUAGAUGUUGGUCGAAUACCCUAUGGAUACGAACCGAUUAAAUGCAAACCACCCUACUGUAAUCCUUUCGUGCACCAUACCGGAGUUGCCGUUGAGGUUGAACAAGAUGUUGCUUUGUCCGCAGCAGCGCAAACGAGAGUUCUGCCUCUCUCAUUAUAA
Strongylus vulgaris is the source of this 390-nucleotide messenger RNA. The record is from the annotation of a GenBank genome assembly. Lineage: Eukaryota; Metazoa; Nematoda; Chromadorea; Rhabditida; Strongylidae.